UACGCCUGUCUGUUCAGGUACGUUAUCAUCGGCGACACAGGCGUUGAAUUCGAUGCUCGAAUGAAAACUAUUGAUGGGAAACAGAUAAAACUUCAGAUUCGGGAUACAGCAGGUCAGGAGCCCUUUCGUUCCAUCCAUCCAUCGUAUUACAGAGGUGCUGCAGGGGCUUUACUAGUGUAUGAUAUUAUAAGGAGAGACACAUUCAACCACUUGACAACCUGGUUAGAAUAUGCCCGCCAGCAUUCCAAUUCCAACAUGGUCAUUAGGCUUAUUGGAAAUAAAAGUGAUUUAGAAUUUAGAAGCGAAGUAAAAAAAGAAGGUGAAGCUUUUGCACGAGAACAUGGACUUAUCUUCAUGGAAACUUCUGCUAAGACUGGUUCUAACGUAGAAGAGGCAUUUAUUAAUACAGCAAAAGAAAUUUAUGAAAAAAUCCAAGAAGGAGUCUUUGACAUUAAUAAUGAGGCAAAUGGCAUUAAAAUUGGCCCUCAGCCUGCUGCUACUAACGCCACGCACGCAGGCAGUCAGGGAGGACAGCAGGCCGGGGGAGGCUGCUGUUGA
Lipotes vexillifer (Yangtze River dolphin) is the source of this 558-nucleotide messenger RNA. The record is from RefSeq and is a predicted model, not a curated record. Lineage: Eukaryota; Metazoa; Chordata; Mammalia; Artiodactyla; Lipotidae.